AUGGGUUGCUGUGGCUGUGGUGGUUGUGGUGGCUGUGGCGGCUGUGGCGGCUGUGGUGGCUGUGGCGGCUGUGGCAGCUGUGGCGGCUGUGGUGGCUGCGGCGGCUGUGGCGGCUGUGGCAGCUGUGGUGGCUGUGGCAGCUGUGGUGGCUGUGGUGGCUGUGGUGGCUGUGGUGGCUGUGGUGGCUGUGGUGGCUGCUGUGGUGGCUGCUGUGGCUGCUGUGGCUGUUGCAGGCCUGUGGUCGUCUGCUGCUGCCGCCGCACCUGCUGCAGCUCCUGUGGCUGUGGCUCCUGUGGCUGCGGCUGUGGGAAGGGCUGUUGUUGCCAGCAGAAGUGCGGCUGCUGCCAGCAGAAGUGUGGCUGCAAGAAGUGCUGCUGCUAGCAUGGCUGCUGGCCUCUGGCCUUCUGCUGUAGAUAACUGAUAGAGGUGAGUCUGCCCCUCUGCCUGCCUGUCUGUCUGUCUAUCUGUUCCUGUCAGUGAGUCACCAGCAUGAACCGAGACUAUUACCAUUGUAGCCUGGCAUUUCUAUAGUUGAUAUCCUGCCCGCCCUUGAUAGGCACCAAGCAAAUGAAUGAGUCCCAGGCCUUCUGUGUCACUUACUAUUCAGUCACAGCUGUGGCAGAUGUAGUCUGGCUAGGUUAUGCUGUGACAUCCUACAGUGCCUGUAACUGUCACCAAUGACCUGUGUUCCCAUUGUAUGGGCAUAUCUGUAAUCACAAAGUUCCUCUUGAUUAAUAAACUUCAGCAAACCGCUCUCAAACUCUUGACUCCUGUGUCUCAUUUGCUUUCCAGUCUCUAAACUGUCUCUCCAUGGGGGCAAUAAGAUCCAUCUCAACAGACAGGACACUCUGGAUGGGAAAGCAGCAGAGGACUAGAACCCAGAUGGAUUGUGGGUACACAGACAGGCAGUGAUGGCUGAUCCUAGGGCUGAUCUUCUGGAUGUUGGGAGGCACAGGUCCUUGCAGUGAGUCGUGGUCCCCAGCUCAGAAUCCUCCUUUUCUUCCCUCAUACUGGUCAUGAUCUGAGCAGCUUUGCUCUUUGAGGAGAUCCCUGCCGGGGCAUGCUGCCUCACCAUGGCCUGAAGCUGCUGGGCCCCACCACUGUGAAGCUGUUCUCUGGGGUCAGCUUGCCUGCAUGUAGAUUGAUGUGGAUUGGCCUGGGAGAUGGAUUGGGGAAGCUCUGAAUAUGUCCGUGUGGCUGUUUGCAGAGAGG
Rattus norvegicus (Norway rat) is the source of this 1212-nucleotide messenger RNA. Its product is annotated as keratin-associated protein 5-2-like. The record is from RefSeq and is a predicted model, not a curated record. Lineage: Eukaryota; Metazoa; Chordata; Mammalia; Rodentia; Muridae.